Lolium perenne is the source of this 1922-nucleotide messenger RNA. The record is from RefSeq and is a predicted model, not a curated record. NCBI's taxonomy places the organism in Eukaryota, Viridiplantae, Streptophyta, Magnoliopsida, Poales, Poaceae.
GCUUCUCCACAGGACUCGAUCCCCCAACGGAAGCGCCACCGGCGCCGUCGCCUGCCGCCAUGCUCCGCCUGCGAAGCUGCGUCCUCACCCAUCUCCUCUCUUCUCACCCCGCCGCCUCCCCUCUCCACCGACUACACUCAGCGGCUGCCUCCCCAAGCUCCGCGUUCGCCGUCGAGCAGUACCUCGUCGACACCUGCGGCCUUACCCGAGCGCAAGCCCUCAAGGCCUCCACAAAGCUCUCCCACCUCAAGUCCCCCACCAAUCCCGACGCUGUCCUUGCCUACCUCGCCGGCCUCGGCCUCUCCAGCGCUGACAUCGCCGCCCUCGUCGACAAGGAUCCCGAGUUCCUCUGCGCCGGCGUGGAAAGAAACCUGGCACCCACCGUUGUCCAGCUCACCGGCCUCGGUCUGUCCCAUUCCCAGAUUGCCUGCCUCGUCUCGCUCGCCCCCGCCAAAAUCCGCCGCAGAUCCGUCGUUUCCAGGACGCACUACUACCUGUCCUUCUUCGGCUCCUCCCAGAGCUUCCUCCAGGCGAUCAAGCGCUGCCCUCGUCUCCUCUCGGCCGACCUCGAGAAUCCAGUGAAGCCCAAUGUCGCGUUCCUGCAGGGGUGCGGGCUAGGUGCUUGCGAUAUUUCCAACACGUGUCUCGCUAGGCCGAGCAUGCUCCUCACCAACCCGGAGCGUCUCAAGGCGAUGGUGGCCAAUGCGGAAAGUCUAGGUGUGCCACGUGGCUCUGGAAUGUUCAGGCUCCUGCUGCGUGGUGGCGGGCUUCUGAGCGAGGAGAAUUUUGCAGCCAGAAUGGAGAAUUUGAAGAACACCUUCAGGUGGUCGGAUGCUGAGCUCAUCACUGCCGUGUCCAAGAAUCCGAUGGUGCUCAAGAGGUCUAAGGAGACACUGGAGAGAAGCUCAAAGCUGCUCAUCUCUGAGAUCGGGUUGGAACCGGCAUACGUUGCUCGUCGGCCGUCAAUGCUCAAUUACAGCCUGGAGGGCCGGAUCAGACCCCGGUACCACGUUUUAAAGUUUCUUAAGGGAAACGGAUUGCUAGAUCGUGACCGGGACUACUAUUCUGCAUUCAAGGUGACCGAGAAGGUAUUCGUGGACAAGUACAUAUGCCCUCACAAUGAAGUUGCGCCGCACCUUGUUGAAGACUAUGCCGCCGCUUGCAGAGGGCAAGUGCCAACUAAUUUCAGAUUUGCUUGAACCAAGGACAGGCUACGAGAAUUGGUUUUAAGCACACACAUUGGAUCUAAGAAAUUGUGAGACCAGACCAUUCUCCAACACAUUAAAUUUUCUACCUUCAGUUUAGUGCAUUGGGACAAUAAGCCAAGUGUCUAUGGCAAGAAUAAGCGUUGGUGUACAGACAAAUCCUUCAGUUUCUGAUCGAGUACUUGAAGGACUCAGAUGGAUCAGUUGUUGGUGAUCGGCAAGCUGAUUGAAGUGAAUUCAGGAAAUGAAGCUAGACUCGUACAUCGUUGGUGAAGAAGACUCGGUCGUAGUGGUACUUGUCGGUGUUGUAGACCCAUGAGUUUGCGAUGAAGACGAUGGGGCCGUGGUGGCCGGGGACGUGGUCGAUGGUGAUGGUCUUGAGAAGGAACUGGGUGGCGUGGUAGUUGCGGACGAUGACGGCGCCGGGGAGGCCCUGCUUCUUCACGUCCCAGUCGAAGGUGACAUCGUAGGUGGUGUCGCUGUGGGUCAUUGGGGGCAAGUGCAUCACCCAGUGUUCCACGCGCUCCUCCUCACCCACCAGACCCCGGCUGGCGUCGUCUGUACAUCGAUGAUGGCCCAUUCUUGUUAGCUGCUUAGCUAAUUAGCUAUAUUUCACUUUAUUUUUAAAAAACUGUAGAAAGAAACCUAUAUGAGUAUUUUUUGCACUGAUACUUUGAUCGGCGAAUAAUAGAUGGCCGGAGACUAUUACCAUGAUCA